GAGCCUGUGUGAACUUGGGCAGAGGGGACGACAGUCCUCUGCAUGCAGCUGUCAGGCAGGACGGAGCAGAUCAGGUGUCUCUCUUACUCAACUAUGGUGCUGAUGUGAAUCUGCGAGAUGGGAACGGUCAGCGGCCCGUGGACCUGGCACGUCCUGGUGAGAAGAUUCAGCAGCUCCUGGCUGCGUUUGAAGUUUCGCCUCGAAGUCUGUGCCAGUUGUGUCGUCUUCAGAUCAGGAAGGUGAUUGGACGAGACAAACUGAAGCUGCUGCCUCUGCUGCCCUUCCCCUCUGUUCUCACACAAUAUUUAGAGCAAAUACAUGAAAACAACUGAAGCACGUGUAGCACCGAGCUGAAAUUAUUCUGUCUGUUAACAACAAAUUCAUCACAGGGUAUGAUUAAUACAUUGUACAUUUACAGUACUAGGUAAUAAUAUUUGCUUUUUUAUCACGUUGAAAUAUUUCAGAUCAUAAAACAAGGGGUAAAAUAAAGGGGUUUAAAGAUGAUAUUUUAAAACACCAGGAGAUAAAGUCUCACAUUUACCUAAACAUCUGGAUGUUUUGGUCGUUGUGCUUCAGUGAAUGUUUUCAGUGUUAGUCCUCCACGUCAGUAGAGGGCGCUGAUGUGACAGCAUGGAGCUGGAGUGACUCAGUCAACACAGAACCUAACCUCUAAUUUACACUACAUGCGUUCUGCCUCCGCUCCGCUCCGGUCCGACCUCCGCAGCAAAUACACACCCAUUA
This is a messenger RNA of Austrofundulus limnaeus, 741 nucleotides long. Its product is annotated as ankyrin repeat and SOCS box protein 5. The record is from RefSeq and is a predicted model, not a curated record. Gene Ontology annotation, molecular function: protein binding. Lineage: Eukaryota; Metazoa; Chordata; Actinopteri; Cyprinodontiformes; Rivulidae. Gene Ontology annotation, biological process: protein ubiquitination; positive regulation of protein catabolic process; intracellular signal transduction.